GGAGCCGAGCCCGAGGCAGCGCAGCCCGGUCCCGUUCCCGUUCCCGCUCCGGUACCGCCGGGACCCCGCGCCGCCCCCGCUGCGGCACAGGCAGGGAGCGGAGCGGGGGCAGCACGAGCAGGGGCUGCGACCCCGACCCGGAGCCGGAGCCCAGCGCGACCCCCGCGCCGAACCGCCCUCCCGGUGCCUCCCGCCGCCGCCGCCGCCGCUCGUCCCGUCCCGUCCCGUCCGGCCAUGCGAGCCCCGGCCCCGCUGGCGCUCGGUUGCGUCAGCUUCGCGCUGUGCCUGCUGGAGCUGCCCCACGGGCGGGCCCUGCCGCCGCGCAGGGCCGCCCCGGCGCGGAGCCCCCCGGAGCGAACCCCCGCUCUCCCCGGAGCGCCCCCGGCCCCGCAGCCCGUGGGGACCCCGCGGCACCGAGCCCCGGUUGCCCGGCACGGCCCGUGGGCCGCCCCCCGGCACCGCCCGCCCGCCCCGCGGCCCCCGCCGUGGCACGGCCGGCGCCUCGUCCUGCGGCACCACGGGCGGGACCCCCGGUACGACCCCCCCCGGUGGGACCCCCGGGCCGGCCGCGGCCGCCGGCACGCCGGGGCGCACCUGGUGCGGGUGGGCUGCGUGCUGGGCACCUGCCAGGUGCAGAACCUGAGCCACCGCCUGUGGCAGCUGCGGGGACAGUCGGGCCGCCGCGACUCGUCCCCCAUGAACCCCAACAGCCCCCACAGCUACGGCUGAGCGGGGGGCGCGGCCCCGCCCCGCGGGACCCCCCGAGCACGGCCGCGGGCUGCUCCGGGCACCGGAGCCUCCUGAUGGAGCACCGGGCCGGCCACGGAUGGACAGCGGCACCGUGGGACUGCUGGUGGCCCGGGAUGGCCCAACGGGAUCCGUGGUGGCCGGCGGUGGCCCCAGGGACUGGAGGUGGCCUCACAGACCGGCGGUGGCCUCACAGACCGGCGGUGGCCCAGAGCGACUCACGGUGACCGGCGCUGGCCCGUGGUGACUCUCGGUGGCUCAGAGUGGCCCCUGGUGGCCGGUGCUGGCCCGCGGUGGCGGCAGUGGCCGGUCGGUGCGGGGCAGGUCCAAGGGCCGCCGGCAAUCCCGCUGACCGCAGCAGCACCGGAACCUUGUGCAAGACGCUCCUGCUGACUCAGCGCUCCCGUGCCGGCCGUGGCACCCCCAGGGCACCCCCAGCCCCUCCCCAGGGUGACACGGGGGCUGUGGGGGCCCGGCAAGGACAGGGCACGGGGACCCCGCCCGGUGGGACAGGGAUGUGUGACCCAGGUCACUGUCCCACCCCCUCCUGGGAGCGGCUUGAGCAGCCCCCCAGGAGCAGCAGCCCCCCAGGAGCAGCAGCCCCACUCCCUCCAGAACAGCCCUGGCCUCCCAGGAGCACCCGCAUUCCUGGGGCACCCCAUUCCCUGAGCACCCCGAUUCCUAGGGCACCCCAUUCCCAAAGCACCCCGAUUCCUGGGGCACCCCCAUUCCCAAAGCACCCCGAUUCCUGGGGCACCCCAUUCACAGAGCACCCCCAUUCCUGGGGCACCCCCAUUCCCAGAGCACCCCCAUUCCUGGGGCACCCCAUUCACAGAGCACCCCGAUUCCUGGGGCACCCCAUUCACAGAGCACCCCCAUUCCUGGGGCACCCCCAUUCCCAAAGCACCCCGAUUCCUAGGGCAGCCCAUUCACAGAGUACCCCCAUUCCUGGGGCACCCCCAUUCACAGAGCACCCCGAUUCCUGGGGCACCCCCAUUCCCUGAGCACCCCGAUUCCUAGGGCAGCCCCAUUCCCAGAGCACCCCAUUCCUGGGGCACCCCAUUCCCAGAGCACCCCCAUUCCUGGGGCACCCCCAUUCACAGAGCACCCCGAUUCCUGGGGCAGCCCCAUUCCCAGAGCACCUCAUUCCUGGGGCACCCCAUUCCCAGAGCACCCCAAUUCCUGGGGCACCCCAUUCCCAAAGCACCCCGAUUCCUAGGGCAGCCCAUUCACAGAGUACCCCCAUUCCUGGGGCACCCCCAUUCACAGAGUACCCCAAUUCCUGGGGCAGCCCCAUUCCCAG
Molecule: messenger RNA, 2050 nt
Organism: Zonotrichia leucophrys gambelii
Lineage: Eukaryota; Metazoa; Chordata; Aves; Passeriformes; Passerellidae
Gene: ADM2
Product: adrenomedullin 2
Exons: 2
Coding region: 235-729 (164 amino acids)
Biological process (GO): positive regulation of heart rate; regulation of systemic arterial blood pressure; adenylate cyclase-activating G protein-coupled receptor signaling pathway
Source: RefSeq, a predicted model, not a curated record